UGAGCAGCCGCAAGCAUGUGAAAAACUUGUUACAAAAAUUGGAUAGUGGGUAGAGGUAAAACAAAAACAUAUUCAAACAAUGAGGGGAAUUUCUGCCUAUCGUCUGUUAAACGUCAGUUUCCACAGAUUGCAAAGUAGACCAUUCUCUUCUCGAGCAACUACCAGAGCUUCCCGUGGUCAUGGCCGGUCACACGAGCAGGCUCUCAUGGACGUCGCCAAGGUCAGGAACAUCGGAAUCAUGGCGCACAUCGAUGCAGGGAAAACGACAACCACGGAAAGAAUGUUAUUUUUCUCCGGGUUAACUCGCCAUAUAGGUAAUGUUGACAGAGGUGAUACAGUGACUGACUAUAUGGACCAGGAGAGAGACCGAGGUAUUACCAUAACCUCUGCAGCAGUAACAUUUUAUUGGAAUGAUCACAAAGUGAAUCUAAUAGAUACACCAGGACACAUAGAUUUUACAGUAGAAGUUGAAAGAUCUCUGCGAGUGCUGGAUGGUGGUAUUGUAGUAUUGGACGGAUCAAGAGGGGUAGAAGCACAGACAGUGACGGUGUGGAGACAGGCUCAUAGAUAUGGCGUGCCUCGUAUUGCUUACAUCAACAAACUGGAUAAAGCCAAUGCAGAUUUUGAAGAUUCAUUGAACUCUAUUCAGAAAAAGCUCCACAUUUUACCACUACCAUUACAAAUUCCUGUGUUCUCAGAAGAUAAGAUUUGUGGCGUGGUGGACCUGAUAACCAUGGAAAAAGUGGUUUGGGACAGAAAAGAUGAAGCCAGCGCAGGUCCACAAAGAGCACCUGUUACAAAAGCUGAUGAUGACUUGUGGGAGAGGAGCGAGGAAGCAAGACUCAAUUUGAUUGGUGAGCUGGCUGACAUCGAUGAAGAGAUUGCUUCUCUUGUUUUGGGUGACAUCAAAGUACAGGAUAUACCUCCACAGAAAAUCCAUAAUGCUGUCAGGAAGGUGACAUUAGAUAAAACAGCACUCCCUGUCUUAUGUGGAAGCUCAUUAAAGAACAUUGGUGUCCAACCUUUAUUAGAUGCUGUCAAUCUCUAUCUCCCAAGCCCAGAUGAUAUUCAGCACGAUUUCAAAAAAUUCUACAAGGAUUCACUAUGUGCCCUGGCUUUUAAGACCAUUCAUAAUCAACAGAGAGGCCCGGUAACUUUUCUUCGAUUGUAUAAUGGGUCACUAAAAUCUGGUGAUUCUUUGCAUAACUUGAAUAGGGAAUGUGUUGAGAAGGCCUCGCGUUUGAUCAAAGUGUUUGCUGAUGAAUUUGAAGACAUAAAGUCAGCUUAUGCUGGGGAUAUCGUUGCAGUGAUCGGGCUGAAAAAGACUUUCACAGGAGACACAUUAUCAGACAGAAAACACCAAGAUUCAAAAGGAAAUUAUGUACUUGCUGGGGUAGAAGUUGGAGAACCAGUGUUUUUUUGUUCUGUGGAAGCAUCAUCUCUGACAGAGCAGGCUGCUUUGGAACAAGCACUGGAAAAUCUACAAAAAGAAGACCCUAGUUUCAAGGUUUGGGUGGAUGAAAGUACUGGAGAGAUAAACAUUGGUGGAAUGGGGGAACUCCAUAUUGAGAUCAUAAAACACAAACUUGUCACAGAAUAUAAACUAGACCCCUAUAUGGGUCCAUUGCACGUUUCAUACAAGGAAACAGUAGCUGCGUCUGCAACAGAGACAUACACCCUGGAUCAAACUAUUGGCAACAAGCACCAUCAUAUAGUGGUUUCCAUGACAGUAAAUCCAAACCCUGGUAAGGGAAUUCCUAGAAAAUUGGAGCUGGUGCAUCAUGGGGAAGACAAUUCUUUGCUGCAUUUGAGACAAGACCAUGUGAAGGCUUUGACAGAAGGAGUGCACACUGCCUUGCUACAAGGACCCAUUCUGAACUUCCCAGUGACUGAUGUGAAGGUAGAGCUCCACAGUCUUCAGAUAGAAGGUAGGACAACACUGCCAAUGAUAUCAGCUGCUGCCACACAGUGUAUUUCCCAAGCCUUGAGCAAUGCAGAACCUUUACUUUUGCAGCCCAUGAUGUCAGUGGAGAUUUUCACAGAAGUCGAAAGGAUUGGUGGAAUCCUGGAUGAUCUGAAAAAUAGGAAAGGCACAAUCGAAAAUGUUGAGAACAAGGGGGGAGCCCACAUUAUAACAGCCCUCUUACCACUGGCAGAAACUACAGGGUAUGCCACAAACCUGCGCCGCAUCACUUCAGGACAGACCACCUUCUCCAUGGAGUUGUUGGGAUACAAAGAAAUGGACCCAAAUGAACAGAAUGCAUUGUGUGAGAAAAUGGGAGCAACAGGUUUUUAACCUCUUUAUCAAUGGCAGCUUCAAAAGAUGUUAAGAAGGUCAAGAGAAAAUUUGCCCUGUGGAGUCUCUUUCACCAUUUAAGAAGUCUCUUUCACCACGUAAGAGAGGUUCAUUCCUGGGGAAUGGAAGGAGAGAAAGGAGGCGAUGUAAAUAGAGGACCCCUGUUCUCAGUCAGACUUUAUUAUAAUUGGUGACUCAAAAACACAAUCACUUUCACAGCUAAAGCACUAAGAUUUCCAGUUGCAGCAUAGGAGUGCUUCUGUUCAAAGCUAGGUCAUGCAGACGACUUUGCCUCACAUUUUCAGCUCAGGGGGGCCAUUCUCUCAAAGCUUUUAAAGGAAAGCAAAGCAAUUAAUGUCAGCAGUGGAAGUAAGUGAAAAUUGGCCCUUUUUCCGGUUUAUGAAAGUACAGGUCUUUGAUUUAUUUACUGCAAGAUUUUUUUGAAAUUCAUCAAUAAUCAUCAAAUAAUAUAAAACAUUUCAUGAGGAAAACAACUGUGGGCAUAGUAAUAGCCUGAAAGUGAUAUUUUGUAUGAAUUGAUAGUCUACAACAUGCCAAAGUUGUCUGUGUUACCUAGUUUGGAAACAAGGUGCAAACAUAUGAUUCCUGUGUUGGUGUUGCUAUGAAGACUUGAUGUCAAGAUUUAUUACUAGGUGAACCCAUUCUCAUCUUAUGAAAUUCCUUGGGUGAGUUUGGUGGAGUUCUUUUACUGACUAAUUAAAACAUUUGAUCAACUAAGGUCCAAUAUAUGAAAAUUGACACCUAGAUCAAUAAAAUUAUGUCAGUUGAUCCGGUUUUUGAUUUCAGGAUCAUUCAUUAGACAUUGGGUGUGGAGUGUAUUCAUUGCAAGCAUACGUAAUACUGCAUUCACUGUUAAGCAUAAAACUGCAUUCACUAUUCCUAAAACAAGAAUUUAGAACAGUCAUUGUCUUUGCAAGAUAUGUAGACAUUAAAAAUUUGGGACAUCUUCAAAUACAGAAUGUAUGUCUUUAAAUAUAAAGUAUUUUUUAUUCUAGUACAAUGUGAACAAUUCAUUUACAAGAAAAAUGUAGUUUUUUCUCCCGUUUAACAAGAAAUAAAAAUGCUACCUGUUGACAUGCAAUAA
Molecule: messenger RNA, 3401 nt
Organism: Lingula anatina
Lineage: Eukaryota; Metazoa; Brachiopoda; Lingulata; Lingulida; Lingulidae
Product: ribosome-releasing factor 2, mitochondrial
Biological process (GO): ribosome disassembly; mitochondrial translation
Cellular component (GO): mitochondrion
Molecular function (GO): GTP binding; GTPase activity
Source: RefSeq, a predicted model, not a curated record